Molecule: messenger RNA, 270 nt
Organism: Perkinsus marinus ATCC 50983
Lineage: Eukaryota; Perkinsozoa; Perkinsida; Perkinsidae
Exons: 2
Coding region: 1-270 (89 amino acids)
Source: RefSeq, a predicted model, not a curated record
AUGGUCACACAAUGUCCUAUCCUGGAUAAGAAGAAGGUCAAUGGUCUUAUCCUGGAUAAGAAGAAGGUCAAUGGUCUUAUCCUGGAUAAGAAGAAGGUCAAUGGUCUUAUCCUGGAUAAGAAGAAGGUCAAUGGUCUUAUCCUGGAUAAGAAGAAGGUCAAUGGUCUUAUCCUGGAUAAGAAGAAGGUCAAUGGUCUUAUCCUGGAUAAGAAGAAGGUCAAUGGUCUUAUCCUGGAUAAGAAGAAGGUCAGCGGCCUUAUUCCAGCGUAG